Molecule: messenger RNA, 6242 nt
Organism: Corythoichthys intestinalis (scribbled pipefish)
Lineage: Eukaryota; Metazoa; Chordata; Actinopteri; Syngnathiformes; Syngnathidae
Gene: fut8b
Product: fucosyltransferase 8b (alpha (1,6) fucosyltransferase)
Exons: 10
Coding region: 548-2299 (583 amino acids)
Biological process (GO): protein N-linked glycosylation
Cellular component (GO): Golgi cisterna membrane
Molecular function (GO): glycoprotein 6-alpha-L-fucosyltransferase activity; protein binding
Source: RefSeq, a predicted model, not a curated record
AGAAUUCUCCCCUUCCCUCGUGUACUCUGACACCGGCAGAUAUCCACAGUCCAGCCUCGCUCGUUCGUACUCUUUAUCCCACCGUCUCAGUUUGGCUGCCUAUCUUUCCCAGUCAUUUUUCCCUCCCCCGCAGCCACAGAGUUUUGCUGCCGCCUCGUCAUAUACAAUCGGAUGCCUCUAGAAGCUGGGCUCCCAGGUCCAGGGCAAAACUUGAAUAAAAGAUUCCAAACGGACCUGAAGUCAGUUCAACAGUUUGGGUGAAGAGGACGCCUGUCAGUUCAACACCAGGCAGUCACCAGAACAAGCUCACCAUGCUGUAGUAAAAGGCGGCAAGCUGGCUAACAGCUAGGAAGCACUCCAAACCUUUUCACACUCUACGAUCCCAGAAAUAUUUGAUUUUGUCUACCCUCCCUGCAAAAAUGCCAGUGCUAAUUUUGGCACUGCAUCACCAGUGGUGACAGGACACUAGUGGACCGUCAGGUAGACCACAGGGUCGUUUCGGGUACAAGCACAUCAGGAGGCAAUUUCAGGUGGGCGUGGUCACAUCAUGCGGCCCUGGGCCGGUUCAUGGCGUUGGAUCACCCUGGUGCUAUUAGCCUGGGGCACGCUGCUCUUCUACAUCGGUGGCCAUUUGGUGAGGGACAGUGAGCACCCGGAGCGCUCCAGCCGAGAGCUUUCCAAAAUUCUGGCCAAGUUGGAGCGACUCAAGCAGCAGAAUGAAGACCUGCGGCGUAUGGCUGAAUCGCUCAGGGUACCAGAGGGUCAAGCAGAGGUUGGCUCCUUGGCUGCGGGGAGACUGCGCUCGCUGGAAGAUCAGCUGACCCGAGCCAAGCAGAAGAUCCACACUUUCCAGAAGCUAACAGGAGAUGGCCCUGGGCCCACUCAGGAAGAGCUGCGCCGGAGAGUGGACAAUGGUGUCAAGGAGUUUUGGUACUUUGUUCGCAGUGAGGUGAAGAAACUGGCCAACACUGAGGUCAGCGAGAGGCAAAAAUAUGCUGAAACACUCCUGAUUGAUUUGGGAAACCAGGAAAGGUCCAUCAUGACAGACCUGUACUACCUCAGCCAAGCAGAUGGAGUGGGCGAAUGGAGGAUGAAGGAGGCCAAAGACCUGUCGGAUCUGGUCCAGAACAGAAUCACCUAUUUGCAGAACCCCCCGGACUGCAGUAAGGCCCGGAAGCUGGUGUGCAACAUUAAUAAGGGUUGUGGUUACGGCUGCCAGCUCCAUCAUGUCGUCUACUGCUUCAUGAUCGCGUACGGUACCCAACGCACACUCAUCCUGGAGUCCCACAAUUGGCGCUACGCUCCAAGCGGCUGGGAGAGCGUCUUCCUACCUGUCAGUAACAGCUGUACCGACCGAUCUGGUGCUACUACUGGACACUGGUCAGGUGAAGCCCAUGAUAAGGAUGUCCAGGUUGUGGAGUUGCCAAUAGUGGACAGUCUUCACCCUCGCCCCCCCUACCUGCCUUUGGCCAUCCCUGAGGACCUGGCGCCACGUCUGCACCGCCUGCACGGUGACCCCUCCGUUUGGUGGGUGUCCCAGUUUGUCAAGUAUUUGGUCCGGCCCCAAGCUUGGCUUGAGAAGGAGAUCCAGCAAACUACAGCCAAACUGGGUUUUAAACAUCCCAUCAUUGGCGUCCAUGUUAGGAGGACAGACAAAGUAGGCACAGAGGCAGCCUUCCAUCCUAUAGAAGAGUAUAUGUUGCAUGUAGAAGAGCAGUUCCAACAAUUGGCACGACACGGCCACGUUGACAAGAAACGGGUGUACCUCGCCACAGACGACCCAUCCUUGCUGCAGGAAGCCAAGACAAAGUAUCCCGAUUAUGAGUUCAUCAGCGACAACUCCAUCUCGUGGUCAGCGGGCCUACACAACCGCUACACUGAGAACUCUCUGAGAGGAGUCAUCUUGGACAUUCAUUUUCUUUCCCAGACUGACUUCUUGGUGUGCACUUUCUCCUCACAGGUGUGCCGCGUGGCUUAUGAGAUCAUGCAGACCCUCCAUCCAGACGCUUCGUCCUUCUUCUAUUCUUUGGACGACAUCUACUACUUUGGAGGCCAGAACGCUCACAAUCAGAUCGCCGUGUACCCCCACCAGCCCCGCAACAGCGAGGACAUCCCGCUGGAACCUGGUGACGUGAUCGGCGUGGCCGGCAACCACUGGGACGGUUACUCCAAGGGCAUCAACCGCAAACUGGGCCGCACCGGCCUCUACCCCUCCUACAAGGUCAAAGAAAAGAUCGAGACUGUCAAAUACCCAACGUACCCCGAGGCUGACAAACUGCUCGAGUCCCACAAAAAAUGAAAGGAGGGAGUACAUAAAUAUACAAUUAAAAUAUCGGAAGAGAAGAAAGCCGUAGACUCCGGUUUUCAGGGAAGGAGGCUGUUUUUGUACAGAAGGAAGAGGCCUGCAUAGCACGCUAGAUGAGAAGAAAGGACCUGCACUCAUGCGUGACAGGACUGCACUCAGUAUAUGUUUGUGUGUGUGCGCGUGUGUGUGUGUGCGAGAGCACGAGCGUGUGUAUGGGCGUGUGUGCACUUGUGCUUGUGUCAGGUCACAGAGGACUUGCACCACUACUCCCCUGUCUGACGCGUUCAAGCGGGGUCUGUCGAGUCUGUAGAUUUUAAAUAAACCAAGAAAACAUUUGGAAAAAGGAAAAAACAAACUGUCCCGGGGCAGCGCGGAUCUUUACUGUAAAGACUGAAACCCUCCAUUUUCUCCUAGUUUUGAAAACUGGAGAAACAAGUGUUUAAUUUAAUUUAAGUGGAUUUUGAUUCUCUAUUUGCCUUUUUUUGGUUUGUUUUAUUUUGUCGAAUGAAUGUACUGUAUCCUGUUUUGCCACACUCCAACCCAUGAAGUUCCUUCAAUUUGUCCCACGUGCAAUUAAUUUUAAUAUGCCUGUUGUGCUUUUCCUUUUUUAAUGGUCUUAAUUUUUUAAGUGUGUUGCUCUUGCGUUCUGUACUGUAUCACGUGUUUGUGUGUGCGUGUGAGAUAGAGAGGAUGUGUGUGCUGCUUUCAAGGGGCCAUGUCAGCAACCUGCCUGGUGCCAGCUUCUUUUUCGCCGCCUCCGGCUUAAUUUUGUUUGUGUGUGUGUGCCUGGCAGCGUGGGCAAAAGGGGUCCGCGUGUGUUGUGGGGACAAUGGACAAAUUCAGGCACCCCUUUUGUUAACAAUGGUCAGUUUAUUAGGAUGAUGCACAACAACACACUUGCCAAAUGAAGCACUCCACAGCUGUCUUAUGUUCUUUUUAUGUCCAUCCCUUUAUGUUUGUUUUUAACUUUGCUAUUUAAAAAAAAAAUGAGGGCCAAUGUGUUUUUAGAAACAAUAAUGCUAUGUCUUCUAAAAAUCCAUCUUUCAUGAAUUUUGUUCCUGGGCAUUGUCUUUGAUGACCACACAUCAAAUAAACUUGAGAAACCAAUGUGGGUUUUCUAUUUAAAUUGUUGGAAUUUAAAAACUCGGUAACAAUGUGUGAUGGAUUUGUGCUCUUUUUUUGUUUACACCGGGUGCCUCUUUUGAUAAUACCCACUCAUUUUUACGCAGGCACGCGAUGGGCAGUGGCGGAGUAUUGGGGGACUGACCAUUAAAUUGGUACUAUAUUUUGACAUUAACUAUCUCCCAGCAAGUUGGUUUCUCCAUUUUGAGAGCUAUUAAAUAUUUCAAGAGGGCGAGUUGUAUUACUUGUUUUACUUUUCUUAUAGACAAGUUUCCGAGGUGCUUCUGCUUUACUCAUGGUACCCGCGGGUUAUUAAAAGUAUUAAAAAAGCAUUGAAUUUAGUUUUCUAUUAUUAAAGGUAUGAAAAGUAUUAAAUUAGCUGUUGUAGGUCUGGAAUUUUUUUCACCGUGGUCUUAAUUUUCAAGAACAUCUCAGUAAAUUAUAUCCGUGACGAAGUUUUGUUUUUUUAAUCCAUAACGAAGAUGACGCAUAAAAUUUUUACGAUGCACUGCACUACAAAUCGAAAUGCAACUCGUGCGUACCAAACCACCACAACCGGCAAAACGGAGAAUCCACCAGCCUCUGCAUCGGGAAUGGGUCCGUUUGUCGGUGGAACGAAAACGCUGCAGACAGAAGUAUUGUGGAUUCUGAACACCAAACAGACCACCAUUCAUAUACUUCAAAUGAGUCCAUUGGUGAUCUGUUUUGGAUAUUACGUCAUUUUUGGUCGGCAUCGGCUGUCACAAUGUUGGUCAUAUUGCGUUCUGUUCGAGAGGGAGCCUUCCCUAUGUCGUAACUGUCUUUUGUAACGAAUUUUCAGUUGGCAGAAAAAAAAAUAAAACGCACCUUUUAAAUAUUCUACAUAUUUUUAUGACCAUUAUAAAUGCAUGUACACAGUGAAAUGACGCUGGAAAAAAGUUUGUUAAACAUAAUGUUGGUCAAAUCGUGUUUUUUUAUGGAGGGAGCAUUCACGACUUCGUAACUGCAGCCAAUUUAAGCUCAUCAAGACCUUCAGAUAGAUGUAAAAUCCGGCCUAAAAAAUCCAGCCCGACCCAAACUGGUCCGCGGCUAUUAAAGGCCGACCCGCGUUUUGUGUGAUAACAUUUGUGACGAUGUCUGCAUGAAAGCCUGUCUUUAGUAACGAAUUUUCAGUUGGCAGAAAAAAAAAACCGCACAUUUUCUUAAUGUUUAAAUAUUCUACAUAUUUUUAUGAUCAUUAUAAAUGCAUUUGCACAAUGAAAUAACGCUGGAAAAAAGUUUGUUAAACAUAAUGUUGGUCAAAUCGUGUUUUUUUCCGGAGGGAGCAUUCACGACUUCGUAACUGCAGCCAAGUUAAGCUCAUCAAGACCUUAAGAUAGAUGUAAAAUCCGGCCUAAAAAAUCCAGCCUGACCCAAACUGGUCCGCGGCUAUUAAAGGCCGACCCGCGUUUUGUGUGAUAACAUUUGUGACGAUGUCUGCAUGAAAGCCUGUCUUUAGUAACGAAUUUUCAGUUGGCAGGAAAAAAAAACGCGCAUUUUCUUAAUGUUUAAAUAUUCUACAUAUUUUUAUGAUCAUUAUAAAUGCAUUUACACAAUGAAAUAACGCUGGAAAAAAGUUUGUUAAACAUAAUGUUGGUCAAAUCGUGUUUUUUUCCAGAGAGAGCAUUCCCGACUGCGUAACUGCAGCCAAUUUAAGCUCAUCAAGACCUUAAGAUAGAGGUAAAAUCGGGCCUAAAAAAUCCAGCCCGACCCGAACUGGUCCGCAGGUAUUAAAGGCCGACCCGCAUUUUGUGUGAUAACAUUUGUGACGAUAUCUGCAUAAAAGCCUGUCUUUUGUAACGAAUUCUCAGUUGGCAGAAAAAAAAAAAAAACGCUCGUUUUCUUAAUGUUUAAAUAGACAACAUAUUUUUAUGAUCAUUAUAAAUUUAUUUACACAACAAAAUAACGCUGGAAAAAUGUGUUAAAUAUAAUUAAACAGAUGCGGUCUUCCGGACUCGCAGAGGGGAAGAUUAAAAAGGGCGUAUAGGCACGCUCUGGCUCUGAAAUGACCAUACAGCGCCUUCUUUUUUUAUCCAAAUUAUUUAUUUUAUAACAAGUUUUCCUUAGUUUAUCAUUCAUACAUUGUUAAUAUAUAGUUAUUUCAAAAAGUUAGCGAGAAAGAACCCUGGCCCGGCCCAACGUAAUAAUUGACAUUUUAAUUUUGGUCAUGUUUUUAGUUUAAUUUAGCUGUUUCCAGCUUGCUAUGUUUAUAAUUGCGAUGUUUGUUUACCGCUUUUCCUCUUACUGCGAAGAGGGAGGAAGUUACAUCGGCCGCUGCUAUGAUAUUUAAGUCAUCAGCCAUCUGCUGUGACCCGGGAAUUUAACGCCUGCUUUCACGCACACUGCUUCCCACGUCAGUCGACACAGGAAAUUGUUUUCACACACAACUGCUGGACGGUUAAGUCCCGCGAUAUUCCCGUUGUUUUUGAGUAUGUGAUAGGGGCUCAAGUUACAUCCAGAUACUUUAGGUUGCAGUUUAUGGGUCAUGCGAAGGCAGUGGACCUGCUUAAACAUUUCGGUUUGCCUUUCGAAUGAAUGUGAAUUUCGCUGUUUUAACUCAAGAGUUAGCCAUGUUCACUGGGGUCUUGGCAGGUGCACUAGCGGCUAGCCUUUUACAGAAGAUGGCUGGUCUGAGUCCUGUCCUCCUCCUCUUUUUGUCCAUAAUUAUUGUGUGCGUGUGUGUGUUUAAAAAAUUCUGACAGACUUUAUAAUGUUACUUUAAAUGUGUUUUAAUUGUACCUUCAAUAUCUGUGCAUUCUUUUGUCAAACACACUUAGUAAUUGAGGUUAAAUUUGAU